GACACACCCCCUCGUUGAGGGAGUGACGUCAGGUUAGAACCACCCGAACGCGUCCCGAAGAGUCUGAAUUCCGUCGCUCUGGUGCUUUCGGCCUCCGUCCGCCGGGCGCUAAGGGCGGGGCUCCUCUGCCUGACCGGCCGUCACCAGCUGCGCUCCCAGGGUGUCCUCUCUGCUCGCAAUGCCUCCGCCGCCGGGUGACGUGACAGCCUUGUUCCUGGGGCCUCCGGGCUCAGGAAAGUCCGCGCUCAUAGCAGCGCUGUGUGACAAGGAUGUGGAGACGGUAGAGAUCCCCGAGGGACGACUGGACUCCGGGAUCCCCAGCCUGAGAGCGGCGGGCCCCGGCCUCUUCCUCGGCGAGUUGAGCUGCCCACCCGCAGCGCCUGGGCCCUGGGCCGCAGAGGCCAACGUGCUGGUACUGGUGCUGCCCGGGCCCGAGGGGAAUGAGGAGCCCUUUUCCCCAGAGCUGGGAGAGGCGGCUCGGGCCGCCUUGGCCCGAGGGACCCCGCUGCUGGCUGUGCGGAACCUCAUUCCCGGGGAUUCACAGCAGGAGGCUCAAGCCCGCGAUCGGACUGCGGCGCUGCUGGACAGCUCAGGGUUGGGAGCCGCGGCUCUCUUCGUGCUGCCGAAGGACUGCAGCCACAGUGACGACUGUGAGGAGCUAGAGCGCCUCAGGGCGGCGCUGCGGAGCCAGGCGGAGGCGCUGCGGAGGCUCCUGCCUCCUGCUCAGGAUGGUUUCGAGGUCCUGGGUGCCGCAGAACUGGAGGCUGUGCGUGAGGCCUUUGAGACCGGUGGCCUGGAGGCUGCGUUGUCGUGGGUGCGUGCAGGCCUGGAGCGCCUGGGCAGUGCACGGCUGGACCUAGCAGUGGCGGGCACAACUGAUGUCAGCCUCGUGCUGGACACGCUGCUGGGGUUGGAUCCUGGUGACCCAGGGGCCAUACCUGCCUCCAUGCCCACCGGGCCCACCCCGUGGCCGGCCCCGGAAUGCCCCAAUGUGGUGCUCUGGGCUGUGCCUUUGGGCUCCCCCGGCACGUCCUCUGGCGCCACCCCACACCCGACCCACUAUGACGCCCUCAUCCUGGUCACCCCCGGUCCCCCCACGGAAAAGGACUGGGCCCAGGUCCGCGCCUUGGUGUCACCAGACGUUCCUCUUGUCUGCGUGCGAACAGACUGUAAGGGCAAGGAUCCCGAGUUUCUGGAGGAAGAGGAAAAGGUGGAGAAUCCCAGAGGCCAGAGCUUGGGGAACACAGGCGAAGAAGGGACACUGGGAAAAAUGCUCAGCGAGGAGGAGAGACGUGGCGCCGGAUCGCAGAAAGCGGGCAGCCAGAGUUUGCUGCAGGUGGACGGCGCCAACACCCAGGGCAGCGGGAAGUCAGGACGCGCGGCCCCUCUGAGCCCGGAGGACGAGACGUGGGAGGUGCUGGAGGAGGCGCUGCCGCCAGUGUUCCCCUUGUGCCCCGGUGGGCUCCCGGGCCUAUGCGAGUGGCUGCAGCGUGCGCUGCCUUCUGCCCAGGCUGGGGCGCUGCUGUUGGCGUUGCCACCCGCCUCGCCCAGCGCAGCCCGAAAGAAGGCAGCGGCACUGCGGGCGGGGGCGUGGAGGCCGGCCUUGCUGGCCAGCUUGGCAGCAGCGGCGGCCCCCGUACCCGGGCUGGGUUGGGCAUGCGACGUGGCGCUUCUCCGCGGCCAGCUGGCGGAGUGGCGGCGGGCGCUGGGCCUUGAACCCGCAGUGCUGGCGCGACGGGAGCGCGCCCUGGGCUUGGCUCCUGGGGAGCUGGCUGCGCGUGCGCACUUCCCGGGCCCAGUGACACGCGCAGAGGUGGAAGCGAGACUGGGCGCCUGGGCGGGCGAGGGCACGGCUGGUGGCGCCGCCCUGGGCGCCCUCUCUUUCCUGUGGCCUGCGGGUGGCGCGGCGGCGACAGGCGGUCUGGGAUACCGCGCCGCACAUGGCGUCCUGCUGCAGGCUCUGGAUGAGAUGCGGGCAGACGCCGAGGCCGUGCUGGCACCCGGUGAGGCAGCACCGUGACGGGUGGGGUAGGAUGGGGGCCUGGGCUUCCUGCUCCACUGAGGGCUGAGAACCCCAAGUCCUAGUUAGAGGGAUGGGGGCUUGAAAGUCUGAGCCUGACACAAGGGUUGGGGGGAUCUGCUACUGGGAAUCUUUGCACUUGGGGGUACAGGCUCCAACUUCUGGUUGGGGUAUGUGGAGUCCUGAAGGUGAGCAGAAUGUGGGGGACGGGAUUCCUGAUUUUUCUGUGGACCGGCGAGUAUACUGUCCAGACUCUCCUGGGGCUAGUAGGGGGCCCGGACUCCCGGAAGGGAGUACAUCCCUGUCUCCAGCUGCAGUUACUGGACGUCUAGUCGUCCAGGGUAGACGGGUUAGAAGCCUUAAUUCCUGAGGAGGUCCACAGCUGGGCUCCUGGACUGCACUAUGCGAGUCUGGGUGCUCCAGGGAGCUAGAAUCCUUGCACUUCCUGAUCUGAAAAGGAAAUGGCCUAAGAUGGGCCUUUCCCCCAGGAAACCGGGGGCCAGUGAACUUUGAAUCUUCAUUGGGUGGGGGGUUGACUCGGGUUUCAGAGGACUGUGAACCUUGGUUGCUAAUCCUUGGGUGGUGGGAAGUCUACAUCUGGAGGAGGGAACAAAGGGCAGAUGGGAGAGCCAUGGACCACUGGGUCUCUUGGGAAGUGAGGAUGUCUGAUACUUGUCUGGGGAUCUGGUGUAAGGAGAAUGAUCGUAACAGAAAUGGCGAGAGGGCUAGAGGCCUGAACUUGGUGGGCCCUGAAGGUGGCUGGAGACCAGGAGGGAGACCUGCAUGUGGAAGAGUAAGAACUUGCACUUCAGAGACAUCUCCCACAGGUUCUCAUACUUUAUCCUGUACAUCCUCAGAGGGCAGUUGCCUCUCUUUCCGUGAAGGGGAAGACUAUGGGAAGGGGUGUGACUACUCCCAUCUUAUAGGUGCCGAGUAAUGGAGAGGAUCUUGGGUGUGUUUCCCACCUUUAGGGUGUGCUUUUGUUUUUGUUUUGUCUUUGGUUUCUUCUGUCAUUAUAAUAAGUUUAACCUAUUUUGCCUUGUGUUUUGUGCACCUGCCUUUUGGGAGAAGCAGCUGGGCUGUCCUGCUGUGCUAGUCCAGACAUCUUGGUGUGGCCUCCCGGAGAGGCUGUGGUCUGGUGUACGCAAAGGAUGUGUCUUCGGGCAGGGUUCCCCCAGAAUGGCUGGGCAGGCAUUGCAGACUGUGGGAACAAACGUGAACUUGCCAGGCAGGAGUGAGGCAAAGGCAGAAACCACAGUGCCUGCAAGUUACAGGAUUUUUCCUUGUCAAAACAGGAAAAAGGGAACCAAUAGAUGAGAGCAAGCCUAGAGAGAGCAGGCCAGAGGUGCAACAGCACAAAGCAAGGCUCCGUGUGGUCUGGUCCCUGCCUCUUCUCAGUCUCUGCCCCAUCCCAGCCCCAACCAGGCUGAGAGAUCUUUUUCAUGUUUGAAUAGGCCACAGUGGGUCCUGCCUCAGGACCCUUGCACUUGCUGUUUUUUUCCUGAAGUGUGGUGCCCCCCUAUCUUCCCAUGAUUGGCUCCUUAUUCGUAAGGUCUCCACUCAAAUGUUCUCUCAGAGAGGUCCUCCGCGUUCACUCUAACUGAAGUAGCUUGUACACCCCCAUUUCUGAUCCUGGCCAGUUGAUUCUUUUAAAGAAAAUAUUACUAUAAAAAUGAUCUUAUUUAUUUAUUUGCCCAUUUAUUGGCUGUUGUUCCUUUGCCUGUCAUGUUCCCUGGUGCAGAACCAGCACAGAACAGUGCCUGACACCCCGGAGGUGCUUAGUAAAUGAGUGUUAUUUUCAUUCAUUGAUCAGUGGCAGAACUAAGGCUGGUAUUUAGAUUGUUGCCCUCUUGCCAUAGAAAGGAAAAAGGAACAAGAGCAGGAGAACUGAGCAUUUAAUGGAAGAGAACAUUCCCGUUUGAGGUCAGGGCACUUAGGAUCCAAGUGUGGUUUUAUCACUGUCAUUCUGUGUCACAUGGGCCGGUGCUUUAUUUUCCCAUCUCCCGAAUGAAAGGGCUGGACCAGAACCAUAAAUACUUCCUGAAAGGGUCGCCAAAAGGAAGGGGCACACAUAUGUUCAAGCCAGCUUUAUUGGGGUGGCAGUCUGCAGCCUGCCGGGACUGACUCACAAAAUGGAGACCAGCAGUCUCAUGGGCUGAGCUGGAGGCUUAUAUAGGGUUUUUGCAUGUGGGAGAGCACGUAGUCCUUUGAUGGGGGUGGGUGACUCCAGUUAGGGCAUAUAGCAACAAAUUCUGGCUGGGGACUGAGAAACAGGCCCCAGGAAGUCUCUAUCUCAUGGGAGUAUCUGGUGGGAUGAAGAGACAAGCUCCUGGAAGUCUCUGUCUUGCGGGGGGGGGGGGGCGCGUGGGACGGAGUGACAAGCUCUAGGAGGUCCCUAUCUUAAGGGAACAUUUGGUCAGGAAACCAGAGGGGCAGAAAAGCCCCUAACUGGGUAGGAGGUCAUUAACUAGGAGGGGUCAAGCCUUAGUUGUGUAGAAAGUUCCUGUUGGCCUUUAGGGAGGAGGACUGGGAGAAAGGGGAGGGAGCUGGUUCUGUGGGGGCUUUGGAAUACCUAACACUUCCGAGAUCCUAUUUUCCUUGACAGCUGAGGGCAAGGUUCCUGGUCCUAGGGGCAGAUAGUUGGGGAGUGGUACCCCCAUCUGCAGUUUGAACUUUCACCUCCAGCACAGUUUGUCCCCUCAAAGUCGAGAUGGCCAUGAUGGGGAAAGCAUUUGACGCUGUACUGAAUGGCUGCUGAGCUCGUGCAGCCCUAGAGGAAGGGGAUUCACUUGCACCAGCAGCAUCCAGCAUCCCUCCUUGUUUCCCCCACUGUGCCCACUGUGUGGCGCCGGGGCCCUUAGUUAAGCAUGAGAAAGCAGCUGUCCAACAGAAACAUGUCACUUUAAACGUCCUGGUAGCCAUAGCAAAAGAGUAAACAGCUGAAACUCACUGUAAUAUGUCAUUUAACCCAGGAUCCCCCCAAUAUUAUCAUUUCAACAUAUAAUCAGUAUUUUAAAGAUAAUUGAGAUCUUUUACAUUCUUUUGUGCUAAGUUUUCAAAAUUUGAUAGGUACUUUACCCCCUUACAGCACAUCUCAAUUCAGAGACUAAAUUGUCACUGGAAGUGCUGGACUUGUAUUUACUUUUCAUACAAUUUAUAAUAAGAGAAGUAGAUUCACUUACCAAAGUUGUCCCAGUGAUAUUGACUAGUUUAUCAGUCAUGGAGAUGUGAAUUAAAAGCAAAACAAAAUUCAGCUUCUCAGUUGCACUGGCCACAUUUCAAGUACUACUCUGUAGCCACAAGUAUUGAGCAGUCCAGACUUAGAACAUUUCUCUAAUGAGAAGAAACCCUAUUAGCAUAGCUCUAGAGUCAGGCAGUCCUACUGACUUUGGAGAUGAUCUUGGGCAGUGAAUGGCAUCUACCUCACGCACUGUGAGAAUCCACUGUGUGUGCAAUCUCACAUACAUGCACACACUAAGGACAGACUAUAGCCCUCCUGGGAAGUCAGCCCCACUGAGCGCUCAAACAUUAGUCUUGUUGCCCCUGCCCACACCCUCAGCCUUGGCCAGCACUGGGAUGACUCUGGUCUGGGCAUCUUCUGUUGACCCCAUGCCUUUACUCACACUGCCCUCUUUUUCUGCCACUCUGCCACACCAAUUUGGUCCUGCCUGACCUCUGCUGUAUGCGUUGCUGCUGUAUUUCCCUCUGCCCUCCUGCCUCAGAAAUCAGGCCAAUCAGAUCAUAUCAGUGGAAGCAAGACAAUUUUGUUUGUGUGUACAUGUCUGUGCCCAUUGAGGAGUGCUAGUUGUAUUUAUAUAGUUGUAUAUUGGCACCAUUGGGUUUCACAACUACUCUCUGGGGUGGUUGUAUUUUACAUGAUGACUUUUGAUGGAAUUCAACUUUAGGUUUUGUGGAAUCAUAAAGUUGUGAGGGAGGCAUCUGUCUCUGGGAGCAUCAAAGCAGAAAAAAACUCAAACUCCCUUGUGGACAGAUGACUGGCUGCCAUCAGGGUGUGUCCAUGUGACGGCUCAGGGCAAGAAUCCCAGGAAAUGUGUGACUCCUGGUGUCCCGUUACCAGACACAGAACAGACCCAAAAAUGUGAGUGAAGCACGCUUAUCACCAUAGCAGAAUUUUGUACAUUUCUGGGUAAUGAUGGAGGGACUUGUGUCUGUAAUAAUGGAGAACAAAGAAGGACAAACCAAGGUUUGGAUAGCCUAUGGUGUUUUUUUUGAAGAAUAAAUAAAAAUGAAUAGAAA
Heterocephalus glaber (naked mole-rat) is the source of this 6277-nucleotide messenger RNA. RefSeq names its product immunity related GTPase Q (gene Irgq). NCBI's taxonomy places the organism in Eukaryota, Metazoa, Chordata, Mammalia, Rodentia, Bathyergidae. The record is from RefSeq and is a predicted model, not a curated record. Gene Ontology annotation, molecular function: GTP binding.